Messenger RNA from Echinococcus granulosus, 348 nucleotides. RefSeq lists its product as hypothetical. The record is from RefSeq and is a predicted model, not a curated record. NCBI's taxonomy places the organism in Eukaryota, Metazoa, Platyhelminthes, Cestoda, Cyclophyllidea, Taeniidae. The transcript is spliced from 3 exons. The coding region runs from base 1 to 348 and encodes 115 amino acids.
AUGGGUGGCUUUAUAUUCCCUGUGAAUUUCAUCUUCAUUCUAGUUCUCCAUGCAAAUGUGUGUGUAUGUGUUUUAAUUUCUUCAUAUUUAAAUGAAUUCAAUGCCUAUGCUCUUUUGGCAACUGUCAGUCUUAUGGGAGAACAGGGGCAGCUUUUACAUCGCAAAUGUAAAUGUUAUGUAUGCGCCAAUUGUAAAGAUAGUUGGCCUGACAUGAGAAUACCAUCACAAGAUUUCAAAGAGGAAUCAUUCUACUUCCUGUCAAGAGGUUACAAUAAUUCUUCUUAUAUGGACCGCAAAAGCACUUCAUUUCAACCGCCUGCACCAGAUAAUCAAAAUGCUAGUAGAUAG